AUGGCGUCUGGACUCUCACGAAUUACAUCCCGACAAGAUGACGACCUGGUAACUGCCCACAUGAAGCCACCAUGGCAGGGUAGCACCCAACACGCGCGUAAAGUGAACAUGAUCCUCAACGCGAUGAGUUCCAACAAUUUCGAAACCAACCACGAGGACAUUACACGGAUGCUGGCUUGCGUCACCGAUUACUGGUUACCCAUCACGUCUUACUCCACGAUGCCGCCCGCCUUGGACCCGGGCCCAUGCUAUAGUUUCAUCGGGCAACAAUCUUCGGUUCUCGAUUCGGCUUUUGAAUUAGAUGGGCAACAUUACAAUCUCGACCAGCACGCCAGCUUCCCGGAAGGAAAGAAGCUACCCCGUACCCUCGAAUACAAGAAAGUGCUCGGCCAAGGCCAUUUCGGUUAUGUCGCUCAGGUGAGUGACGAAAACGGCAGCGUGUAUGCUCUGAAAGUCAUGACGCGAGAAACACAACACGCCAAAGCCAGGGAGCAGAUGAGGAUGGUCAAACAGGAGAUCGAGGUUCUGAAAAAGGUUGAUCAUAUGCAUUGCAUCAAGUUUGUUGGAAGCUACACUGAUGUCAGGUCAAUCGGCAUCGUCGUACAUCCCGCUGCGGAUUGCAACCUUGCCAGGUUUCUCUUCCACUUCAAUCACAAGCAAGAAGAUCAGUACAUGGUUCUAGCCAGCUUUUUUGGGUCCUUGGCCAGCGCCCUCGAGUACCUCCACUACGACCUGCGAAUCCGACAUAAAGAUAUCAAACCACAGAAUAUAUUGGUCAAGGGAGAGAACGUUAUGCUCGCAGACUUUGGAAUAUCCCUUGACUGGAGCGACGAUACUCACUCAAAUACAAAGCAAGAGGUUAAUAGAAGUCCGAUCUACUGUUCCCCGGAGGCGGCAGGGGACGAGCAUCGUAAUUCCAGGUCGGACAUUUGGUCCUUGGGCUGUGUUUUCCUGGAGAUGGCGGCCGUCAUCCACGCGCAGCCAUCUAUGUAUGUUCAAAGCAUACUAAAAAACCAUGGAUGUCGUAACUUCCGAGACUGCCCGGAGGGAAUUAAAGAGGCCAUCACGACAUUACGAAACAUCGAUCCGGUAGACAGGCAUCUUCCUCUCGACUGGGUGGAGCAAAUGCUCAAGAUGAGGAAAGAAGACCGUUGGACCUCGGCAGUGCUGCGGGAUGAGAUAUUCAAGAGCAGAGGGCAGUCUAAUCUGUCCUUUUGCGGAACAUGCUGUGAAGAACACAAGCCUCAAUCGCCCACGAGCUCGCCUGUGUUGGCUCCAACCAUGACCGGUGAUAAAAUAGUUGCCGACACUUCUGAAGACUUGAACAAAGGAGUACAAAUCCCAGAGAAAGCAGAGUUGCACAGCGCAACAAAGAAUGGGUGGCAGACGGUUACAUUGAUACGGCGCAAAGAUAUCUUAAGCAAUUGGAUCCCGGCCGGCCUCGUCAAAUCGUGCAAGUUAGAGGUGCGGCCGAAUAAGGAGCAAGGCCACUUGGCUCUGGGAAGUCAAGAUUUUACUUCAUCCGAAUACGUCAAACUGACCUUCACCGUCGGCGGAGGCCAAGUUCUGAAACGUAACUUUUGGGUAGCGCCGGUGACGGCACCGCUCGGCUCGCUGAUUUGGAACACUUCGGCGCCGUAA
Messenger RNA from Clonostachys solani, 1641 nucleotides. Lineage: Eukaryota; Fungi; Ascomycota; Sordariomycetes; Hypocreales; Bionectriaceae. The record is from the annotation of a GenBank genome assembly.